Molecule: messenger RNA, 240 nt
Organism: Acanthoscelides obtectus
Lineage: Eukaryota; Metazoa; Arthropoda; Insecta; Coleoptera; Chrysomelidae
Source: the annotation of a GenBank genome assembly
AUGAAGAUAAGCUCAUCUAGCAGUUCUGAUAGUGAUGAAAUUCAAUUGGUAGACACGGAUGACGACAUGGACCAAGAUGAUGUCGAUGUGGAAUGCUUUUAUUGUUCCAACUGGUUCUCUGAAGAUAUUUCUGGAUCCAAGUGGGUCCAAUGCAUGAAGUGUCUGCGUUGGUGUGACGAAGAUUGCUCAGAGAUAGGCAAGGAGAAAUCAUUUAUUUGUGAAUUAUGUUUAGAUGGAUAA